Cygnus atratus (black swan) is the source of this 3182-nucleotide messenger RNA. It is a transcript of the gene PELO, whose product is annotated as pelota mRNA surveillance and ribosome rescue factor. The record is from RefSeq and is a predicted model, not a curated record. Gene Ontology annotation, cellular component: cytoplasm. The coding region runs from base 1674 to 2831 and encodes 385 amino acids. NCBI's taxonomy places the organism in Eukaryota, Metazoa, Chordata, Aves, Anseriformes, Anatidae. Gene Ontology annotation, biological process: nuclear-transcribed mRNA catabolic process, non-stop decay; RNA surveillance; ribosome disassembly. The transcript has 2 exons.
CAUCAUAAUGGGAGAUAAGGGAUGAUUUUUUGCUCCCUCUAGUCUUGUAUCUCAUUAAAUCAAAAGUCUAAAGCCUUUCAAAUUUUUUCUUAAAAAAAAAUAAAGGAAACUUCCUGUUAAUAAAUUCACAUUUGCCACCUUCUCAUCUCCAAGAGAAUGAUCUUUUGCUUCUCCAGUUAUGACUGACCAUACAUAUACAUCAGUGAGUUUCAAAACUUUCUUUUUCUGUUCCAGUUGCGCGGAGUCACUUAUCAUGGCAUAUUAAUUUGUCUACUUUCUCAGAUAUUUUCAUUCUUCCCAAACUUUAUUCAUACAGGCAUUCUUCCCAAUCUUUAUUCACAAAAGCAUUUUUCUAUUUUCCAUUAUUUUUCUGUCAUUCUUUCUAAAUUUGCACCAUGCUUUCUAAAGCAGUGUUCAGUACCACACACAAUUUCAAAAUAAGCAGCAGAAUUUACAUCAUGGCAUUAUCACUUUUAUGUUAGUUGUGGGUUUGUUAAAUUUGUCUAUGCUGCACAUUGAGUUGUCUAGUCGUCAGGUCCCUUUUCUGUGCAAGGAUCACUGAACUAAUCCAUGUUAUCUCGAUAGUUUACAGGGGUUUCCAUUGCGUAUUACUUAUGUGUUAACAUCAGAUUUCAUAUGAAACAUGCCGCCUCUGACACUUCUCUCAAGACUAUCUUACUCUGACUGAAACCACCAGAAGGUUCAGAAAGCAGCUCAAGUUUUCGUACAUGUUUAAGUGUAACUGAAGCUAGAAUGUGUGGAAAGAUAGCGUAAGCUUAACCCAAACCUCUAAGCUGAAGCUCUUUUUAAGAGCAAUGUCGAAACAAGUUUGUGUUCUGGUGUUGCCUUGGACUGAUUUUCGUAUAAAUGCUGUCUCCCCAGCCUUUUAUGCACCAACAGGUGACAAUGCUGCCUGUUCUCUUUGACUUUUAAAUGUGGCUUUUUUAAGUACCAAGUACACUUACCACAGCGAGGAAACGCGCUAUCUAUUUAGCUGUACUUUCCUCACCUCCCUCAUCUGUACCCACGAAGUCCCCACCCCACACUGCCACAACGACUUCGUUGUUGCUACUGUUGUGGUUUUCCAGCCUCCUAAGCGCGAUGCACCGCGAUAGGGGCGCUUGAAUCGUUCUCUGUAAAGACCUAGAGGGGGAAGGGACCGCCGGGCGUCACGACGGGUCCACCGAGAGGCGGCAGAGGCCGCCCCGCACCCCACUCGCCCCCCAGCCCUGAGAGCGGCCGUUCGCCCCCUGCAACGUCCACUCGCCUGCGCCCCGUUGCCCACGCAUCCUUUGUGCGCAUGCGCCGUCUCUACGGGAAUUACUGGCGAGUGACGGCGUUGCACAUGCGCGUCGGGCGGACGGCUCCCGUCCUGCCGGCGCCAUUUAGGACGGAGCCGGCGCAGGCGCUCGUAGGCGGUGUUUGCGCUGCGCGUGCGCACGGGGUGAAGUGAGGCGAGGGGCCGGGGCUGGGGUGGGCUGGUGUCGCCGGGGUGGGACGCCAGGGACCCGGUGUGGGCCUCCGGCUGCCUGGGGAAGGCUUCCAGGGGACCGGGCAGGCCUGCGGCCGCCCGCGGUGUGCCUCCAGCCGCCCGUAAGUCCGCGGGUCCCGGCGCCGGGCCGUCUGUCCGCCGCGGCUGAAGGGAAGCCUAGUGUCGCGUUGGCGCCGUCAGGAUGAAGCUGGUGAGGAAGGACCUGGAGAAGGACAACGCAGGGCAGGUGACGCUGAUCCCCGAGGAGCCCGAGGACAUGUGGCACACCUACAACCUGCUGCAGGUGGGGGACAGCCUGCGGGCCUCUACCAUCCGCAAGGUGCAGACCGAGUCGGCCACGGGCAGCGUGGGCAGCAAUCGGAUCCGCACCACCCUCACCCUCUGCGUAGAGGCUAUCGACUUUGACUCUCAGGCCUGCCAGCUGCGGGUCAAGGGCACCAAUAUCCAGGAAAACGAGUAUGUCAAGAUGGGGGCCUACCACACCAUCGAGCUGGAGCCCAACCGGCAGUUCACGCUGGCAAAGAAGCAGUGGGACAGUGUGGUGCUGGAGCGCAUUGAGCAGGCCUGCGACCCUGCCUGGAGUGUGGACGUGGCAGCCGUCGUCAUGCAGGAGGGACUGGCGCACAUCUGCCUUGUUACCCCCAGCAUGACCCUCACCCGUGCAAAGGUGGAGGUGAACAUCCCCCGCAAGCGGAAAGGGAACUGCAGUCAGCACGACCGGGCCCUGGAGAGGUUUUACGAACAGGUGGUGCAGGCCAUCCAGCGACACAUCAACUUCGAGGUGGUGAAGUGCGUACUGGUGGCCAGCCCAGGCUUUGUGCGGGAGCAGUUUUGUGACUAUAUGUUCCAGCAGGCGGUCAAGACUGACAACAAGCUUCUGCUGGAGAACAGGUCCAAGUUCCUACAGGUGCACUCAUCGUCAGGACAUAAGUACGCACUGAAGGAGGCCCUUUGUGACCCAGCUGUAACUAGCCGUCUCUCUGACACUAAGGCAGCAGGUGAAGUCAAAGCGUUAGAUGACUUCUAUAAAAUGCUGCAGCAUGAGCCUGACAGGGCUUUUUACGGUUUAAAACAUGUAGAGAAGGCCAAUGAAGCCAUGGCCAUUGAUACCUUGCUGAUCAGUGAUGAGCUUUUCCGGCACCAGGAUGUGGCUACACGUGCCCGGUAUGUUAAAUUGGUAGAUAGUGUACGGGACAACAUGGGCACGGUGCGCAUUUUCUCCAGCCUUCAUGUGUCCGGUGAGCAGCUUGGCCAGCUGACAGGGGUGGCAGCCAUCCUGCGAUUUCCUGUUGCUGAGCUCUCUGACCAGGAAGAUGAAUCUAGCUCUGAAGAGGAUUGAUAACAGUGAUUUUAUUCCACAGUUUAUUUCUAAGUCACGUUGAAAUGACAUUAAAGGCUCUCCCUUCUGAAAUCAUGCGUGCAAACAUACCAUGACAUUUAAUUUAAUUUUUCAUAGUAUUUCUUAUAAUACAUAGCUCUGCUCACCGCAGUAAUGGAUAACUAUUCUAUGGUAAUGGUAAUGAGUAUGCUGUGGAUUGGAGCUGUUUUGCAAGUUAAACUGCGGGCCUCCAGAAGUACAAGAAACAGAUCUGUGUUCCAAAAGUUGCUCAUUCUGCAUGUUAAGGCAGACUGGAAGCUUAAUGUUUUGGAAUGUGUAUGAAAAGAUAAUAAACUAAGAGGGAGAAAAUUA